CUCACUCAUACUCUUUCUCUCUCUAAAUGACUAAUUACAGAAUGGAUGCAGAAGAAGAAGCUCUGUUUCGGUCAUACCCUUAUGCACUCUACUUCGUGCAGAGCCCAUCAACCGCCUCUCGGGCCAACAGUUCUCCCAUUCGAUCCGAGAACUUCAACAUCAACAACCCAACAAUCAACACAAGCCAAGAAGUCAGGAGGUUCACUCUCUCCCAUUACUCCUCCUCUCGCGGCUCCAACAAUUCCUCCUUCUUGCAGGAGAAAAAGAUCAUUGCGUAUGACCUUCAGAGCCACGGGACAGCUGCUGGGACCGAGAAUGGCGAGAACCGUCUGAUUAGGAUCUCUGAUGACCAUGAUCACGGGGUUGAUCAUGAUGAGGAUUAUGAUGAUGAUGAGGAGGAGGAGGAGGAUUAUAAAAAAAGUGGGUGGUGGAGAUAUUUGAGUUUUAGGGGUUCUUCUUCAGUUGGGUGGAUAUGUCUGCAGAUAAGUUGGAGGGUUAUAUUGAGUUUGGCUGUUGCAUUGCUUGUUUUCUACAUUGCUACUAAGCCUCCACCUCCCAAGAUAUCUAUUAAGAUGGCAGGAAUUGGGCAAUUUGGACUAGGAGAGGGAGUGGAUGGGUCUGGUGUUACAACAAAAAUUCUGACCUGCAAUUGUUCCAUGAAUCUAGUGAUAGACAACAAGUCUAAGCUCUUCGGCCUUCACAUUAAUCCUCCACUCAUGGAAUUGUCCUUUGCCAAACUCCCUUUUGCAAUUUCAUAUGGUCCAAAAUUAUACGCAUACAACGACGGUUUAACAAUGUUUAAACUAUACGUUGGAACGAGGAACAAGCCGAUGUAUGGUGCAGGCAGGACCAUGCAGGACAUGCUCGAGUCGGGUGAGGGAUUGCCAUUAAAGAUUCGCGUAAGCUUGAGAUCGAAUUUUCGGGUGGUUUGGAACCUUAUUAAGCCUAAAUUCAAGCAUCAAGCUGAGUGUUCAUUAGUCCUGCAUAGUUCAUAUGGUAAGAAACAUAGUAGAAACCAGGCUUUUAAUAGCAGCUGUGUAAUAAAUGCUUAAUCUUGAGUAUUGUUUAUCUUGAUAUAUACAGAAAAAUUAAGUACAAGUGAGAGUUUGUGGCAAAUCUGAAUUAAUAUAAGUAAAUCUUUGUCACAUUUCAGACCCCGUGAUUUCAAAUCCCUUAGUUUACUUAGUAAAUUUCUUUGA
Molecule: messenger RNA, 1199 nt
Organism: Cornus florida
Lineage: Eukaryota; Viridiplantae; Streptophyta; Magnoliopsida; Cornales; Cornaceae
Exons: 3
Coding region: 27-1052 (341 amino acids)
Source: RefSeq, a predicted model, not a curated record